Daphnia carinata is the source of this 2301-nucleotide messenger RNA. RefSeq lists its product as uncharacterized. Lineage: Eukaryota; Metazoa; Arthropoda; Branchiopoda; Diplostraca; Daphniidae. The transcript has a single exon. The record is from RefSeq and is a predicted model, not a curated record. Bases 1 to 2301 code for a protein of 766 amino acids. Gene Ontology annotation, biological process: DNA integration. Gene Ontology annotation, molecular function: nucleic acid binding.
AUGAAGGUGCUAAUUCAAGAAGUAUGGCGAGCUAAACUAGACUGGGAUGAAGAGUUGCCCGAACCUCUGAAAUGCCCAUUCCAAGAGUGGUGUCAAAGCUUGUCGAACCUAGCAAGCAUCACAGUUCCGCGAUGCUUAGUAAACGAAGAGCGCCCAACAACACAGCAAGUACACAUCUUUGCCGACGCCAGUCAACUAGGUUUUGGAGCAGUCGCGUACGCGAGAACAACGUACGCCAGUGAAAGGAUCGACGUGUCUUUUAUCAUAGCCAAAACGCACGUCGCACCGUUGAAACAGCUCUCGAUCCCUCGGCUUGAACUCCAAGGAGCCGUCGAAGCGUUACACUUGGCCAUACUGAUUUGCCAUGAGAUGAACCUGGAUCUGAGCCAAAUCACGUUUCACGUCGACUCCCAAACCGUUCUUCGAUGGAUCCAUUCUGCCAACGUCAAAUACGAAGUGUUUGUGGGCAACAGAAUCGGAAAGAUUCUAAUGAACACCGACUAUCGGCAAUGGCGUCACGUCCCAGGAGUCAUGAACCCAGCAGACGUCUGCAGCAGAGGAUUGGAUCCCAGCAACCUCAAGGAAUUGCAGCAGUUCCAUCAAGGGCCAGCCUUCCUGUUGUUGGAACCCCCAUCAUGGCCAAAGUGGGACCAGAUUGAUCAAGAUGACCAUCAAGAUCCCGAAGCCAUUCACGUCUACAAAGUGAGAACGGAGCCCAGUGACAAUGUGAUCGACCAGUGCGUGGAAUAUUAUUCUAACAAAGUGCGCCUGGAACGAGUGCUUGCAUGGUGUUUGCGGUUUAUUGCAAACUGUUGUGCCAAAGUAAAAAGGGUGAAGCUAACUUCAGGAGAACUGACGCCAGUCGAAACUGAAAAGGCUCUGGCAAGGUGCAUUCAACGUGCACAAGAAGUGGCUUACCCCGAAGAUGUGUUGUUCUUAAAAAAGGGGAAAGAGCUGCCAAACCGGUCAAAACUCAAGCAGUUUCGACCAUUCAUCGAUGAACAACACCUGAUGCGAGUGGGCGGGCGAAUUGGACAAGCACCUAUUGACUACGUCACAAGACACCCAGUGAUUUUACCUCCAGAGGAACGCAUCACAAGCCUGAUCGUCUGGGAUGCUCACGUUCGAAAUUACCACAUGAAGGCCAACCGCCUAUUGUGCGAACCUCGAAAAAUGUAUUGGAUAACCUCUGGACGAAGGACAGUCAAGUCUAUACUCAACAAGUGCAUUCCCUGCAAGCGGAGAGAUGCACAACCAGUUGCACCACUCAUGGCUCAGCUACCAGUCCAUCGCAUAACGCCGUUCUUGCCUCCAUUCGCCCAUACAGGAGUCGACUAUUUUGGUCCACUGACUGUCAAAGUAGGAGGGAAAGGGCGACGACACGAGAAAAGGUGGAUUUGCCUUUUUACGUGUCUCACAACCCGAGCAGUCGAUCUAGAAGUGACUGCAAGCCUCAGCGCCGAGGCAUUCUUAAUGGCCUUUUCCCGAUUCUCCAGCAUGAGGGGAAAGCCAGUCGUUGUAUAUAGCGACAACGGCACAAAUUUUGUAGCUGGAGAAAAGGAGUUGAAUGAGGCAGUCGAAGAAUUGAACAACAGCAAAGACUACCUGGAAGCACAAUUCACUUGUCGACACAUCGAGUGGCGUUUUUCUCCGCCAAGUGGACCUCACUUCGGGGGAGUGUGGGAGAGGCUCGUGCAAUCGUGCAAAAGAGCUAUGAAAGUGAUCCUCGGAAAUAGUCUCGUCAGUGAUCAAGUUUUAAAUACUGUUGUGGCUGAAAUCGGGGCAUUGCUUAAUGCUCGACCGCUGACUCAUCUCAGCGUAAAUCCCGAAGAUCCAGACCCUCUCACUCCAAAUCAUUUUUUACACGCAAGACCAAUGCCGUACAUCCCGCUAGCAUUCGUCGAUCUUGACAACACGAGCAUCUCAAAGAACCAGUUUGCACAAAGUCAACUUAUCGUCAACCACUACUGGAAAAGAUGGAUCACUGAAUGUCUACCGUACAUCACCCAAAGGAGAAAAUGGGUCAAGAGUCACAAAAAUAUCGAAGUGGACGAUAUUGUACUUGUUGUCGAUCCAUUAAACCCUCGGGGGCAGUGGCCAUUGGGAAAGGUAGUCGAAAUUUUACCUAGCACGUCCGAUAAUGUAGUACGUGUAGCUAAAAUAAAAAUUUCCGGCGCAAAAAAUACCUUGACUCGUCCUGUGACUAGAUUAUGCCUGCUGUUAGCGCAAAAUGAAAUGACACUUGAAACUAGUCAUACGCCUUCACUGUCAAACUCGCUUAAACGAUUGGCGGUGAAAUAG